GCCUCGCGUCCCUUUGUUCUUCGUUGGUGGAUAAAAACGUACUGACUGCUGAAGUUGAAAGAUUCCUUCAAGCAGCGGCUGAUAACAGUUGCUGACGAUCAUCUGCUACCGAGUUUUCACGACAUAUUCAGUGGCUAUAAGCGACAGACGAGACGAAAAACAAUCCUGCGGCAGAUGGAGACCGAGAGAGCAGAACCAGCUGGCGACUUGGAUGCACCUCUCCACCCUGCCCACCAGAUGUGUUCCGACUCUGACACUGAUGACAGUGAGGACUGGAGAGAGACCAGUAACACUCGGUCAGAUUCCAACUCUGUUGAGAAUCCAAACAUUGAUGUCAAAGAGCAGACGGAUGAUGCUGAUCACAAAUCACUGAUCGACUCGACACGUGGGAAGAAAUGCACCUCGAAAGCUAAAUUGACAGAUUGCAAGAAAUCGUGUGAUGGACCUCCAACUUGUUUGCUUUGUGGGAACCGUUUUGAAACAAGAAGGAAACUGUUGAGCCACAUGAGAAUUCACGCUGGUGAAAAACCUUUCGUCUGCUUUCAGUGUGGAAAAGGUUUUUCAGUAAGAAGUAGCUUGAACAGACACAUGAGCGUUCACACUGGAGAAAAACCUUUUAUCUGCUCCCAGUGUGGAAAAGGUUUUACACUCAACAGCAAUCUAAAGACUCACAUGAGUGUUCACAAUGGUGAAAAACCUUUCUCCUGCUCGCAGUGUGGAAAAGGGUUUUCAAGCAACGGCAGCCUAAAUCAACACAUGCGAACUCACACGGGUGAAAAACCUUUCAUAUGCUCCCAGUGUGGAAAAUGUUUUUCAGCGAGCAGCACUCUAAAGAUUCACAUGAGAGUUCACACUGGUGAAAAACCUUUCAUCUGCUCCCAGUGUGGUAAAUGUUAUUCAGAAAGCAGCAAACUGAGGAGACACAUGAGAGUUCACACUGGUGAAAAACCUUUCAUCUGCUCCCAGUGUGGUAAAUGUUAUUCAGAAAGCAGCAAACUGAGGAGACACAUGAGAGUUCACACUGAUGAAAAACCUUUCAUCUGCUCCCAGUGUGGUGAAUGUUAUUCAGUGAGCAGGAGACUAAAGAUACACAUGAGAGUUCACACUGGUGAAAGACCUUUCAUCUGCUCCCAGUGUGGAAAAGGUUUUUCACGCAACAGCCACCUAAAGCACCACAUGAUAACUCAUACUGGUGAAAAACCUUUCAUCUGCUUUCAGUGUGGCAAAGGUUUUUCAGUAAGAAGUAGCUUGAACAGACACAUGAGCGUUCACACUGAUGAAAGACCUUUCAUCUGCUCCCAGUGUGGAAAAGGUUUUUCACAAAACAGGGGCCUAAAGGAACACAUGACAAGUCACACUGGUGAAAAACCUUUCAUCUGCUCCCUGUGUGGAAAAGGCUUUAAAUUCAGAGGCAGCCUAAAUAAACACGUGCGAAUUCACACUGGUGAAAAAACUUUCAACUGCUCCCUGUGUGGAAAAGGUUUUCCAUUCAACAGUAACCUAAAGCAACACAUGAUUACUCAUUCUGGUGAAAAGCCUUUCAUCAGCUCCCAGUGUGGCAAAGGUUUUACACUCAACAGCAAUCUAAAGACUCACAUGAGUGUUCACAAUGGUGAAAAACCUUUCUCCUGCUCGCAGUGUGGAAAAGGGUUUUCAAGCAACGGCAGCCUAAAUCAACACAUGCGAACUCACACGGGUGAAAAACCUUUCAUAUGCUCCCAGUGUGGAAAAUGUUUUUCAGCGAGCAGCACUCUAAAGAUUCACAUGAGAGUUCACACUGGUGAAAAACCUUUCAUCUGCUCCCAGUGUGGUAAAUGUUAUUCAGAAAGCAGCAAACUGAGGAGACACAUGAGAGUUCACACUGGUGAAAAACCUUUCAUCUGCUCCCAGUGUGGUAAAUGUUAUUCAGAAAGCAGCAAACUGAGGAGACACAUGAGAGUUCACACUGAUGAAAAACCUUUCAUCUGCUCCCAGUGUGGUGAAUGUUAUUCAGUGAGCAGGAGACUAAAGAGACACAUGAGAGUUCACACUGGUGAAAGACCUUUCAUCUGCUCCCAGUGUGGAAAAGGUUUUUCACGCAACAGCCACCUAAAGCACCACAUGAUAACUCAUACUGGUGAAAAACCUUUCAUCUGCUUUCAGUGUGGCAAAGGUUUUUCAGUAAGAAGUAGCUUGAACAGACACAUGAGCGUUCACACUGGUGAAAGACCUUUCAUCUGCUCCCAGUGUGGAAAAGGUUUUUCACAAAACAGGGGCCUAAAGGAACACAUGACAAGUCACACUGGUGAAAAACCUUUCAUCUGCUCCCUAUGUGGAAAAGGCUUUAAAUUCAGAGGCAGCCUAAAUAAACACGUGCGAAUUCACACUGCUGAAAAAACUUUCAACUGCUCCCUGUGUGGAAAACGUUUUCCAUUCAACAGUAACCUAAAGCAGCACAUAAUAACUCAUAGUGGUGAAAAGCCUUUCAUCAGCUCCCAGUGUGGCAAAGGUUUUACACUCAACAGCGGCCUAAAGACUCACAUGAGUGUUCACAAUGGUGAAAAACCUUUCUCCUGCUCGCAGUGUGGAAAAGGGUUUUCAAGCAACGGCAGCCUAAAUCAACACAUGCGAACUCACACGGGUGAAAAACCUUUCAUAUGCUCCCAGUGUGGAAAAUGUUUUUCAGCAAGCAGCACUCUAAAGAUUCACAUGAGAGUUCACACUGGUGAAAAACCUUUCAUCUGCUCCCGGUGUGGUAAAUGUUAUUCAGAAAGCAGCAAACUGAGGAGACACAUCAGAGCUCACACUGGUGAAAAACCUUUCAUCUGCUCCCAGUGUGGUAAAUGUUAUUCAGAAAGCAGCAAACUGAGGAGACACAUGAGAGUUCACACUGGGGAAAAACCUUUCAUCUGAUCCCAGUGUGGAGAAUGUUAUUUAGACAGCAGAAGAUUAAACUAUCACAUGAGCGUUCACACUGGCGAAAAACCUUUCAUCUGCUCUCAGUGUGGGAUAGGUUUUUCACUCAACAGUAACCUAAAGCGACACAUGAUAACUCAUACUGGUGAAAAGCCUUUCAUCCGCUCCCAGUGAGGUAAAUGUUUUCCACGGAAUGGGAUUCUCAAUGCUCACAUGAAAGUUCACACUGGUUAAAAAACUUUCAUCUGCUCCCAGUGUGGAAAGGUUUUUUCAGGUUGCAGCAACUUAUAGAUAUGCAUGAAACUUUACAUCUGCUCCCAAUGCGGAAAAUGUUCAGAGAAAAGUUACCUGAGGAGGCAUAUGAAGAUUCACUCUGGAGAAAACCUUUCAUUCCUCGACGGUUUUUGAGGAAGAAGGUCAGGUUCAUGUAACACAAGGACUUGGUUUUAUUCCAACCACGUUGUUUUGGAAGCGCCGACUCAAAGCAUCCAGCAGUACACAGCACAACAUCAAAUGUGUUUGGGUAAAAAGUACAGAUGCCUCCACUCCAAUGGUUUGGAUUGCUUCUCUGCACUGUUUUGAUGGCACUUGCUGUUUGUUUAUGUUCCUGUUUCAAAACUCAUUUGAGGCAAACUUUGAGGGUAAAACAAUUGAACAAAGCUGGAAAGAUGGUUAUCUCUCAUCCCUCAUUUUUUAAGGUUGCUUAUCCUAUUUCACCUACUUUUUUACGUUCUUCAUCUUUUAGUCAUAAUAACAAGCUUCCAUGCUCACUGGCACCGUUAGAAUACCCAGCUGUAAUGCAACGCUUCAUGGUUUCUGUUCCGAUACUGAAGCUGGAAAGCUUUACCUGCAUUCUGCAGGAUCCACCUCCAGUGACGCCACAAAGGUUUGUUUCGGGUUCUGCCUUUGAUGCACUGGAUUUACACUUAUCUAGCAUUGUAAUUCAGCAGAACCAUCUUUGUUUAUGAAUUGUUUCAGAGGAAUGUUGGUGAAACUUUAAUGUUACUCACUUGAUUGUGAAUGCUUUCUGGUUCUCACUGGAGACUCUGCAAGUCUUUAAGUCCCAAGUGUAAUUUCAAAAUAAAAGCCUUUUGUGUAUUGAUGAAUCUCUUUUAUCUAAUUGUCAUAUUUUGUAGACUCCCAUGAGUUGGCCACAAUGCCACUCCUCUCAAAUUGAACUUUG
Molecule: messenger RNA, 4078 nt
Organism: Synchiropus splendidus (mandarinfish)
Lineage: Eukaryota; Metazoa; Chordata; Actinopteri; Syngnathiformes; Callionymidae
Product: zinc finger protein 850-like
Exons: 2
Coding region: 175-2892 (905 amino acids)
Biological process (GO): regulation of transcription by RNA polymerase II
Molecular function (GO): RNA polymerase II cis-regulatory region sequence-specific DNA binding; DNA-binding transcription factor activity
Source: RefSeq, a predicted model, not a curated record